Messenger RNA from Xyrauchen texanus (razorback sucker), 615 nucleotides. RefSeq lists its product as uncharacterized. The transcript has a single exon. Lineage: Eukaryota; Metazoa; Chordata; Actinopteri; Cypriniformes; Catostomidae. The record is from RefSeq and is a predicted model, not a curated record. The annotation marks the transcript as partial.
CCUUCCAAAACGGUCAGAAAUCUAGGGGUAACCAUUGAUGAUGGGCUAAAUUUCACAGACCACAUUUCAAAAACUGCAAGAUCAUAUAGAUUUACACUCUACAAUAUCAGGAAGAUAAGACCCUUCCUCUCUGUACAUGCCACACAACUGCUCGUUCAGUCCCUUGUCAUAACUAGACUGGACUACUGUAACGCUCUCAUUGCAGGCCUUCCUGCAUGUGCUAUUAGACCCCUGCAAAUGAUCCAGAAUGCAGCAGCACGUCUGGUCUUUAAUGAGCCUAAGAGAGCACAUGUUACACCACUCUUUGUCUCUCUCCACUGGCUGCCGGUUCAUGCACGUAUUCAAUUCAAGGCCCUGAUGCUGGCAUAUAAAACAGUCACUGGGUCUGCUCCAGCAUACCUAAAAACAUUUAUGCAGAGCUACGUUCCCACCAGAAGCCUGCGGUCGGCUAAGGAACGUUGCCUUGUCGUACCAAAACAAAGAGGCACCAAAACACUUUCCCGGACUUUCAGUUUCAUCAUACCACGGUGGUGGAAUGACCUUCCCAACUCAAUCCGGGAAGCUAACUCACUCUCUAUCUUCAAAAAGCGGCUAAAAACACAUCUUUUCCAAAAG